CCCCGACAUCCGAGGUGUCAGCUAACGCGGUUGCUGUUUUAAUCAAUGCUGACCUAUGUUGACGGGCUCACCUUGCCCGUGGUAAACAGUAAGCCCCUAGCAGACACUGUGAAGCCUCGGGCUGUCGUGAUGUCGGAGCCCAAGGCACCCACUGCAGCACCCGGAGAUACUUAUAAAGGCUGGCUUUUCAAAUGGACAAAUUACAUCAAGGGAUACCAAAGACGAUGGUUCGUCUUGAGCAACGGUUUGCUGUCUUACUACAGGACCCAGGCGGAGAUGGGUCACACGUGCCGUGGCACCAUCAACCUGGCCACGGCCAACAUUGCUGUGGAGGACUCGUGCAACUUCGUGAUCUCAAACGGCGGCGCACAGACUUAUCACCUGAAGGCCAGCUCAGAGGUGGAGCGGCAGCGCUGGAUCACGGCCCUGGAGCUGGCCAAGGCCAAAGCCGUGCGCAUGCAAGCCGAGUCAGAUGAUUCUGGGGAUGAGUGCCCCACCACCCCCCCAGCAGCCGGCCAGGGCUCACGCAACUCGGAAGUGCAGUCCACACUCCGCACACUGGGCAGCAAAGUGGAGGACCUCAGCACCUGCAAUGACCUCAUAGCCAAGCAUGGCUCUGCCCUCCAAAGGUCCCUGUCUGAGCUGGAGGGCAUCAAGCUGGGUGGGGAGACGAGCGAUAAGAUUCGGCAGGUCACAGAGAGGGCUACGCUCUUCCGCAUCACGUCCAACGCCAUGAUCAAUGCGUGCCGGGACUUCCUAGCUCUGGCGCAAGCACACAGUAAGCGCUGGCAGAAGGCGUUGCAAGCCGAGCGAGAGCAGCGUGUGCGGCUGGAGGAGACACUGGAGCAGCUUGCCAAGCAACACAACCACUUGGAGAGAGCCUUCCGCGGGGCCACCGUGCUGGCCGCACCACCGAGCAACCCCGCCACUGACAGCAAAGGAUCAGGAAAGGGCGAUGCCAGUGACGAUGAGGAGAAUGAGUUCUUCGAUGCAUGUGAAGAAGUGCAGGAGUUCAUUACGGUCCCAGCGGACCCAAAGUACCACAGGAGGUCUGGCAGCAACAUCAGUGGGAUCAGCAGUGAGAUGGGAAUGGAUGAUGGGACGACAUCGCUGGACGAGCAGUCUUUGGCAUCUAAUCCAGAGUCUCCUCAAUCCCACGAGCUAGAGCCUGUGAGGAAGAGGCGGACCCGAAUCCCUGACAAACCCAACUACUCGCUCAACCUCUGGAGCAUCAUGAAGAACUGCAUCGGCAAAGAGCUUUCUAAAAUACCUAUGCCAGUGAACUUCAACGAGCCCAUUUCCAUGCUGCAGCGCCUGUCCGAAGACCUGGAGUACUCGGAGCUGCUUGACCGUGCCGCCAAGUGCCAGAGCUCGCUGGAGCAGCUGUGCUACGUGGCUGCCUUCACCAUCUCCUCCUACUCCACCACAGUGCACCGCACGGGCAAGCCCUUCAACCCUCUGCUGGGCGAGACCUUUGAGCUGGACCGCCUGCAGGAGAGUGGCUACCGCUCACUCUGCGAGCAGGUUAGUCACCACCCCCCGGCGGCGGCCCAUCAUGCUAUCUCCGUGCGGGGCUGGACCCUGAGGCAGGAGAUUACUGUGGCAAGCAAGUUCAGGGGCAAAUACCUUUCUAUCAUGCCUCUCGGUUCGAUUCACUGUAUAUUUGAGAAGAGUAACAAUCACUAUUCUUGGAAGAAAGUGACCACCACAGUGCACAACAUAAUCGUGGGCAAGCUGUGGAUAGACCAGUCAGGGGAGAUAGAUGUCAUCAACCACAGGACAGGUGAUCGCUGUCACCUCAAAUUUGCUCCCUAUAGCUACUUCUCUAGAGAUGUGGCUAGAAAGGUAACGGGUGUGGUGACAGACAAGGACGGCAAGGCGCACUAUGUGCUGUCGGGAACGUGGGACGAGAAGAUGGAGUUUUCGCGUGUCAUGCAGAGCAGCCGUGGGGGUGAGGAUGGCGCAGAGGGGCGCCAGAAGACCGUCUACCAGACUCUCAAAGCCCGUGAGCUGUGGAGGAAGAAUCCACUGCCGGAAGGGGCGGAGACCAUGUACUACUUCUCGUCGCUGGCAUUGACGCUGAACGAGCCAGAGGACGGCGUGGCGCCCACGGACAGCCGCCGACGGCCUGACCAACGGCUCAUGGAACAGGGCCUGUGGGACGAGGCCAAUGCUGAGAAGCAGCGACUGGAGGAGAAGCAGCGGAGCGUGAGGCGUGAGCGAGAGCGCGAGGCAGCCCGCCUUGCCUCCACAUCUGAGGACGCUGUCAUUGAGGACUUCAUAACUGACUCGCCUCUAAAAAUGGAGGACAUGGAAGGUCCCUAUGGAGCUCACGCCAAAAGCAUACCCCAGGACAACUACAAGGCCUUGUGGUUCGAGCGGCAAGAGGACCACGGGAUGGGAGAGCCCAUGCACAUCUACAAGGGGGGUUAUUGGGAGGCCAAGGAGCAAAACAACUGGGACGCCUGCCCGGACAUCUUCUGAUCCAAACAUCAGUGCGCAUCUUCAGUGGAGUAGACUACCCUCAUGCCACCCCUCCCAGAAAAAAAACAAAACAAGAACAACAAAAAAAAAAAAAUGCACCCCACCACCCACCUCCUUUAGUUGUCUUUGCCAAGGCAAACUGGACAAUAAUGACUCAUACCACCCAUAUCCACGUCUCUCCUGAUCAUUGGAGUGGUCAGUAGCUUGGUUCCUGUCCAGCCCUCUGUCGUUUCCCCUUCCCUCUGUAAGCAGGUAAAACAGCAGCGAGCACCAGGCAUCAUAGACCAAAGCACAUAUGGGACAUGCCUCCCCACUCCCCUUAUUAGCACCUUCAUUCCCUAACCCUUUCUCACUCAGCCUUUUCUCUUCUGUGGGAUUUUUCUGUUCUGUCCCAUAAGGGAAAUGGUUCGGUCUCUCUCUCGCUCUCGCUCGUGCUCUCCUCCCCCCCCCCGUGUGGUUACAAGUGCCGCACCUGCCAUCCUUCUGCGCUACAUGAAACCCCACCCCGUUCCACCUCAGCCUUGCACCCAGUAUGUCUUCCACAGGGUGCUGACUUUGCCCAGAGGACCCUGGCGUGUGGAGAUUAAAAAAAUUAAGGGAUUUAGUAUGUGUGCGUGCGUGUGAUAAAGAGAUAAAUGUAAUGUGCUUGUGGUGUUAUUUUUGUGCAGGGGUGUGAAAAAAGUUGACAGAACUGGGCCCUGCCCUCUCUUAAUGGUCUCUUGUGGUUCUUUCAGUCACAAACAUGGCGCUGCUUUCAAUUUUGACUCCUUUCCAAUGCACUGACUGCCUGUCUUGUCCAGACUGGUCCCAGAUCAGGCCAAGACAGUCCAACCCCAUGAAUCCUAGGUCUCGGGCUUGGCCAGUGCAAAAUUGUAGGGCCCAGGCCUGCUGUUAUUGUCCACAGUGGCCUGGAAAAGCAUAUUAAAAACAAGCAAAAAAACAAAUGUAUGUUAAUGUAGCCAGAAGGACUAUGAAGGACUUAUGAAAAUAAUUUGAUAACAUCUGGGGGGAACAAGGAUGUUAUAAGAAGAAUUCUUUGGAGUUUUAAUGGGUACAUGAGUUAUGUACUUUCAGAAUAGUAAUAUCACCCUUUAAUUUCCCAGAGCUGUAGGACUUGUAACUUGCACUAAUGGUGUAAUCCACAGUUCCCAAAAACAAUUGUGCCUGUCUGUAACGUCCCUUGCGGCAAAGACGGACUGUACUGCAGUCCCAUCGCUUCUUUAGAACACUGGAGCAGCACUUCUGGCAGACAAGUGCCAGCUUGACCUGAUGGCAUUCGCAUUGCACCCUCCAAUCCCAACAUGACAGAAGUAUAAACGUGUAUAAGGCCAUGCAAGGUGAAGAGAGGACCCCUAUACAUAAAAAAUAAUAAUUACAAAUUUGUAUGCAAGUGUAUAUGUGUGUAUGUGUUGAUGGGUGACAUUUGAGGCUUUUAUUGUGUAUCCUCUCAAAAGAGGGGAAGAAAAGUCACAUUUUAUUUUCAAGUGUACUUAUGGGGGGGGGGGGGGGAUCAAGCGUAAUAAAGCAACACACACAAAAUGCAAAACACUGCAAAUAUUUGUGUAUAUAUCAAAUAAGUAAUAGUCAUAUUAAUAACAGUUAUCAUUCUGGAGGAAACUAAGCACUUGCAGUGAUAAAAACCAUGUUACUUCUGAUGAAUUUUGAGAGAGAGUGUGAUAGUCAUAUUUUUGAUUUACUCAUGUUGUUUAAGGGGAAGCCAUCAGUACAUUUUCUGCACUCAUUUGGUUAGUUGAAAUAUUUUCAUUCCCCAUCUAAAAAUAAAACAAUUAUUUGCUUCUAAAUAUGGAUACAUACUAAUGGAUUUUUGUAUAACUCAUUCAUUGCAAUAUUGGUUUCUUAUUUCAUUAUCUUACUCCUAAUGUUUUCUUGCAGUUUUAAGAGAUCUACCCAAAUUUUAGUUUUUGGUUCUGUUUUCUUUCUUUUUUGGUCUCUCUCAUGGUCUUUGUGUCACAGAACAGGCUGAGUGUAGUAAUGCUGCAGGAUGUCAAAAUAAAAUUGGAUUGGAAAAAAAAAUUGGCCUUA
Messenger RNA from Electrophorus electricus (electric eel), 4527 nucleotides. It is a transcript of the gene osbp, whose product is annotated as oxysterol binding protein. Gene Ontology annotation, cellular component: plasma membrane; perinuclear endoplasmic reticulum; cytosol. Lineage: Eukaryota; Metazoa; Chordata; Actinopteri; Gymnotiformes; Gymnotidae. The record is from RefSeq and is a predicted model, not a curated record. Gene Ontology annotation, molecular function: sterol binding.